GUCAGAGUGGCUGGCGGCAGUGGCGGCGCUCGGGGCUGGGCUGUCAGUCAGUGAGCGGAGGGGGAAGAUGGCUCGCCCGGACCCGUUCUGCUAGAAGGAAGGGGGGCAGGUGGUGCUGCUGCUCGGGAGAAAGCAGAGCAGCAGCGUCGCCGUUGCUGCGAGCCGGACAAGUCGAGGUUCUGUAGGUGGAAGUUGGGGAGCCGCUCUGGUUGAAGGUUUAGAACAGAUGUGGAAAGAUGUUCACUUCAGAAAAAGGAGUUGUGGAGGAAUGGUUGUCAGAGUUUAAGACACUACCAGAAACAUCUCUGUCAAAUUAUGCUACAAAUUUGAAAGAUAAGAGUGCUUUGGUUUCAUCUCUAUAUAAAGUUAUCCAGGAGCCACAAAGUGAGUUGCUAGAACCUGUCUGUCACCAACUCUUUGAAUUCUACCGCAGUGGAGAGGAAGAGUUGCUUCGAUUCACACUGCAGUUUCUCCCAGAACUGACUUGGUGCUACCUUGCAGUCUCAGCCAGCCGAAAUCUGCAUAGCAGUGGAUGCGUUGAAGCCCUUCUUCUAGGGGUUUACAAUUUGGAAAUAGUUGACAAAGAGGGACAUAGCAGAGUAUUAAGUUUUACGAUUCCAUCUUUAUCCAAACCAUCUGUAUAUCAUGAACCUUCCACCAUUGGUUCUAUGGCUCUGACUGAAAGUGCACUAUCCCAGCAUGGUUUGUCAAGAGUCGUGUACAGUGGACCUCAUCCUCAAAGGGAGAUGCUAACAGCCCAGAACAGGUUUGAAGUGUUGACAUUCCUUUUGUUGUGUUACAAUGCUGCUUUAACCUAUAUGCCCAGUGUGUCUCUUCAAUCACUGUGUCAAAUUUAUUCAAGAAUCUGUGUUUGUGGAUAUCCUCGACAACAAGUAAGAAAAUAUAAAGGUUUAAGUAGCAGGAUACCGGUUUCUUCAGAAUUCAUGGUGCAGAUGUUAACAGGGGUUUAUUUUGCCUUUUACAAUGGCGAAUGGGAUCUAGCUCAAAAAGCAUUGGAUGAUAUUAUAUACAGGGCCCAGCUGGAGUUAUAUCCAGAGCCAUUGCUGGUUGCUAAUGCAAUAAAGUCUUCCUUGCCCCAUGGCGCCAUGAAGUCUAGUAAGGAGGGCACAAGGUGUAUUCAAGUUGAAAUUACACCAACUUCCUCUAGAAUAUCGAGAAAUGCAGUAACCAGCAUGUCUAUAAGAGGUCAUAGAUGGAAAAGACAUGGUACAACCUCACAUUCAGUUCUCUCUCGUCAACCACAUAUAAACAUGCCAAUGUUACUGUAAUCAUGUGACUCGUGACGUACCUGGUCCUGUUCUGUACAGAGCAAACCAAAACGUGUUUUCAGAUUGAGCAAACUUUUGUAUUUGUAUCUUGCUCUUUGCUAUUGCUCUUGCCCCCAUUGGGUAUCAGCAGUAGUCCAAUGAACUAUGAAGAUUCAGCAUCAAAAGAUGGAAAGUGAGUGUGCAAGUUUUUAAGUAUUAUUUCAAGACGAAAACACUUGAGGAGAUUUGUGAAGGGCCUGCCAACAAACAUCAUACGAUAAAUGAAUGAAAUUAUUUCCGAGCACCUUGUAAGUACGAUAUCUUUUGACUAUCUCAGACCUGAAGAACAAAAUCACAUGUUCCAAAUCAAUUUUUUUACUUGCUAAUUUUCAAAUAUAAAUUUUUGUUAAUAUCCAGAUUCUAAUGUAAACUUUAUCUUAUAAAUUUUAUGUGUUUUCAAUUAUUAAAUGUAUUUGCUAUGGUAGAACCAAAUUUAAAAAGUGACAUAAUUUUAUAUCCACAUAAAAUGAAACUGCAGCAACUAAGUGGAGUGCAAAAACACACCCUUGCAGAAGAUAAAAAGAAAAGGAUUUGUGAAUCCCUAAAGGCGGUUUUAAAAUUAACUUCCUUUUUAAAACGUAAUGAAUCAGAAGAGAUUUCUUCCACUGAAUGCUUGAGUUUAAUGGGUGCAGGUGCUGUACUAGUACUGCUAGUGCUGAAAAUACUAAUAGUGAUAGGAAUAUAACAGCGUUUGUCCCAAAUUCUCCAUCCACCCCUUGCUGUAGUAAAAAAAAAUUAGUAGUGUAGAAAGUGAAAGUAUUUUAGUAUCCAAAAUUGUUGCAUCAGCAGACCCCAUAAAUAACAGAAAUACAGAUCCUGCUUGUGGAAUAAUUUCUAAUGAUGUAAAUUAUUGGAUCAAAAGAGGGCCAACUGAUUGUCAACCAUAGUGGGCCACUUAAAAAUUCAUUUAGAAAAUUCCUGGAUGAUAGACAACAAGGCUUAGUAGCCAGAAUAUAUUUUAUGGUGCAAAACUAAUGGUAAAAAUUAUAAGAGGAAGUGGCUACUGACUUCCCCAUUAGUUAGCUCUGUAUAUUGUCUUGUUUGCAAACUGUUCAGUCCUAAAUCAUUCAAUUCUCGAUUUGCUAUGAAUGGACUUAGUGAUUGGUGCAACUUGAAUAUGAUUGAUAAACAUGAAAAUAGUUCAAUUCACAGAGAUUGUAUGUUGUCAUAUUUAAACUGAAGACAUGGUUUUGCCUUAACUCAUGAACUGGGAACACAAUUAAUGAAGAAUGUCAGUAUUGGAAAGCCGUUUUGCAACGUGUUAUUGCUGUCAUUAUAACAACCGCUGAACGUGGACUAUCUUUUUGAGGAAGAAAUGAAGUGUUUGGGACCCCACAAAAUGGAAAUUUUGGGGAUUUACUUGAACUUAUUGCUCAGUUUGAUCCAUUAUUAGCAGGUCACAUCUCAAAGUAUGGUAACACAGGAAAGGGCAACCCAUUGUUUAUGUCUAAAACAACGUGUGAAGAAUUAAUAAACUUAAUAAGUGAUAAACUUUAAUCAACUAUUUUCAGUGAAAUAAAUAUAGCUUGAUAUUUCAGUUUGUCUGUAAUUCCACUCCUGGUCUUUCUCAUACAGAUCAGCUAAUUAUUGUUUUAAUUUGCACGUCUCCAACAGAUGGAAAACCCAUCGAGAGAUUUAUCACAUUUACUGGCUUAAAAAAAUCAACCAGUGAAGAAAUUGCAAAUCAAGCACUUCCCUAUUUAUGUGAAGUUUGAAAAAUUGAUUUUCCUAAGUACAGAGCCCAGUCCUAUGACAGUGCUGCCAAUAUGUCAGUAAAGUAAUGCAAUAGAAAAUUUUAGAACGUAAUGAAUAUGCUAUUUUCAUAAUACAUACUAUGCAUUCGCUUAAUCUUGUAGAAUGUAGUGCAGUCUAUUGUCAUGCAGAAGCAGUUGAUUUUUUUUUUUUUCCUACGGUUCAGUUACUCUACACAUUUUUUGCCUCCUGUGCUUACUGAUGGACAGUUUUUAAAACAUAUUUAGGCAACAAUGGAGUAUUAAAAUGUCUUUCCAAUACACAUUGGAAAAUGCAUGCUGUAGCAAUGAGUGCAAUCCUGGAAUCGUACACUCAGAUUCUAGAUGCCUUAAAAAAUAUUGCUGAAGGCCAGACACAAAAAGGAGAUACCAAAAGAGAAGCUGAAAACAUGGCGAACAAAAUGCACACACUACAGUGUGUAUUUAUAUUGGUUAUAUAUGGAAUAAUAUAUUGCUGCAUUUCCAUUGGACAAGUCAAGCUCUCCAAUUAGAAGUAAAUUUAAAGACAUGCAUAGAUCUCUACCAGUCAUCAACAGGGUAUUUAGAUAAUUUAAGAGAAUGUUUUGAAAUUUUUGAAAACAGAGCAAAACAAAUACUGCCAAAUACUGAUUAUCAAGCAGUUCAUCAUCGCAGAAACAUUAGAAAAAAAAAAGUAAAUGACGGAAGUGCUCCAGAAGUAUCACUGAGUGCCAGAGAUUAAUUUCAUGUAAUCACAUAGAGCACCAUCAUUGACACACUUGACUCUUAAAUGAAAAGGAGGGUGAAAUUAUAUGAAGGUCUUUCAUUCUCUUCUUAUAUAGAUUUUCCUUCUUAAACAAUGUGGAUAUAUCUGACGAAGAAUGCGUGAAGGCAUCUAAGAAAUUAGCGUAGUCUUAUUCCAAUGACUUAAACACAAACCUUUAUGGAAAAGUGGGAAGUUUCAUUUCUACAUGAGAACUAAAUUUACAGAUUCAGGAAAGACAAAUUUUACUCAUAUAGGCAUGUAUGAUUCCAUAAUAGAAGAUAUAAUACAAUGUAUAUUUCCUAGUGUUGAAAUUACUUUUCACGUAUUCCUAACUUUAAUAAUCACAACUGCACACAGAAAGAAACCCUGGUGGCGUAGUGGUUAAGUGCUAUAGCUGCUAACCAAAGGGUCAGCAGUUCAAAUCCGCCAGGCACUCUUUGGAAACUCUAUAGGGCAGUUCUACUCUGUCCUAUAGGGUCGCUAUGAGUUGGAAUCGACUCGACGGCGCUGGGUGUGGUUUUUUUGGUUUUGCACCACAGACAGCUCAUUUUUGUCCCUAAAGAGAUUCAGAAACCCUCAGUGUAGAUCAAUGAUUCAAGAAAGACUAGAUUCAUUAUCCUUAUUAUGUAUGGAAGUACAUAUUGUUCAGCAGUUUAGUUGGAAUGAAAUCAUUGAAGAACUUGUAAGAGCAAGGAAUAGAAAGAAAUGUUUUUAAUUAUUACAUGUUAGAGAUGAAAUACCUAAAAAUGAACUAAUUUGUUGUAGUAUUUAUUUUCUGAAAAGUUAAACUGUCUUUUAUGACAUCUUUUCAUUUGUUCCUUCAUAAAUAUAGCAUUUAUUAUGAAAGAAGCAUCAAAAUUGAAGUAUGAACUGUUUGAGGUAAAAUUAGUGAAAGUCAAUUUUUCGUUGUGGGUGAGCGACAGAGUUUUACAUUGAUUGUUGCAACGAUUAAAUUCAAUGACUCAUUUUCUUUGUUGUAAAAUAUGUAGAAUAUUUCCUUUGUAGAAAAUGUGGUAUAUAGUAAAAAUCUUAGUACCCUACAUCCACUAAAAAUUUUAUAAUCCAGUUAAUUUCAUUCCAUUAAAAUGGUGUACACUAAUUUUGUCUUCAAUCGCUAAUAUUAUAGUUGCAUUUAAAAAGAAGUUACAUCAUGGUUAGCUAAGACACACACAUACAUAUAUAUGUAUGUGUGUAUAUAUGUAUAUACACACACAUAUAACUCACGUAUCCCAUUCAAAUGCAUGAGAAAGCAGAGGAGGGGACACUACAGAUUAUCAGUGUUUAGGGCCUUCACAUGCCUUAAUCUAGUCCUGCCUACCCCUUUACUUAUUCAUCCUUCACAACUCAACACUAGGAAACUCCUGUUUAUGGUAACAAAAAAGUCACAGAUGAGGAUAUUCAGGAGAACAAACUAUAAAAAGCAAGCCAGGUACAUGGAGCAGAUACAGAAUUCAGCUUAGUCUUGUAUACCACUUUUCCAUAGUGUGAAUUCCUUUAAUCCAAAGGGACUCCAAAAUAUCCCUAGUCUAAGGCCCUUCUUAUUUGCUUCUACAAGUAGACUGCAUUCUCCCUUUUUAGGGUAGCCUUGGUUUUCCUUCCUAGGGCAGCAUUUUUCAUUAAGUUACCAUGCUCUGAUGAGUUAAACACUUUUCUAUUUUCCGUCUUCAUAGUUUUGCUUCCUACUUGGACACCUUAUUGUUCUGGGCUCUCUAGCUGACACUGGCUCCUUGUGGAAAAGAUAGGUAUUUUUGCUGUAGUUCUUAAAUAUAUAGACCUCAACCUACACAUGUAUUAUAUUCCAGAAAUUGAUUUAUGCAUUUUUGCAGAAACAAGGUUAAGAGAUUAUAGAUUUCCAGGAUAGCCCACAAAAGCCUUUUUAUCCCAUGUUUCUGAAGCAUAGUGCUGUUGACUGUGUGAGAACAUAUUUAGAGUUUCUAAAUCUGAUGGAAAUCUAAAUGUGAUUCCCAUCCUACCCUGUCACCACACUAACCCUCACCAGAGGAAUUCCUUCACAAACCCCUAAAUGUAUCCUGUAGCGGGAACAAGGAAUAUGCAACUCUAAGCCAGUAAAGGUGGUAUUGUGUGGUUUAAAGUCAAGAAAGGUGUGUGUCAGGGUCAUAUCUUUUCACCAUACCUGUUCAAUCUGUAUACUGAGCAAAUAAUCUGAGAAGCUGGAGUAUAUGAAGAAGAACGGGGGAUUAGGGAUGGAGGGAGACUCAUUAAUAACCUGUGUUGUGCAGAUGAUAUAACCUUGCUAAAAGUGAAGAGGGCUUGAGACACUGAUGAAGAUCAAAGACCACAGCAUUCAGAAUGGAUUACACCUCAACAUAAAGGAAACAAAAAUCCUCACAACUGGACCAAUAAGCAAUAUCAUAAUAAAUGGAGAAAAGAAUGAAGUUGUCAAGGAUUUCAUUUUACUUGGAUCCACAAUCAACACCCAUGGAAGCAGCAGUCAAGAAAUCAAAAGAUGCAUCGCAGUGGGCAAAUUGGCUGCAAGAGAUCUCUUUAAAGGGUUAAAAAGCAAAGCUGUCACCUUGAGGACUAAGGUACGCCUGACCCAAGCUGUGGUGUUUUCAGUUGCCUCCUAUGCACGCAAAAGCUGGACAAUGAAUAAGAAAGACCGAAGAAGAAUCAAUGCCUUUGAAUUCUGGUGUUAGCGAAGAAUAUUGCAUAUACCAUGGACUGCCAAAAGAAAGAACAAAUCUGUCUUAGAAGAAGUGCAACCAGAGUGCUCCUUAGAAGCAAGGACGGCAAGACUACGUCUCACAUACUUUGGAGAUGUUAUCAGGAGGGAUCAAUCUCUGGAGAAGGACAUAAUGCUUGGUAAAGUAGAGGGUCAGCGAAAAAGAGGAAGACCCUCAAUGAGAUGGAUUGACACAGUGGCUGCAACGGAGGGCUCAAGCAUAGCAAUGAUUGUGAGGAUGGCAUAGAACUGGGCAGUGUUUUGUUUUGUUGUACAUAGGAUCACUAUGAGUCAGAACUGAGUUGAUGGCAUCCAAUAAUGACGAGAACAACAAAGCCAGUAACAAAGCCAGUAAUGAUGAGGUUUGAGAUGGAGGGACAAGGAAUAUAAACUUUAAGGAAUAUAUAUAUAAAUAUAUUUAAUAUAUAUUUAUUUAAUACAUGCUCUUUUCUUUCUUACUACCAGUACUGAGAAAGAAGAAAGCAAUCUCCCCUCCCA
Loxodonta africana (African savanna elephant) is the source of this 6984-nucleotide messenger RNA. RefSeq names its product hyccin PI4KA lipid kinase complex subunit 1 (gene HYCC1). The coding region runs from base 237 to 1289 and encodes 350 amino acids. Lineage: Eukaryota; Metazoa; Chordata; Mammalia; Proboscidea; Elephantidae. The record is from RefSeq and is a predicted model, not a curated record. The transcript has 11 exons. Gene Ontology annotation, cellular component: plasma membrane. Gene Ontology annotation, biological process: protein localization to plasma membrane; phosphatidylinositol phosphate biosynthetic process.